AUGAUUGCAUUAGAGUAUUGUUAAUAGCUAUUAGAGCUAUAUAUACUUGAAUUUAGUCAUCCUGAUGAAAUUUAUUAUCAUGAUGAUGAACCAGUAUAUUAGAAUUUAAACUAAAGUAAACUCCAGUUUUUGAUAGACAUACCACUCAACAUGUUUAAUCGGUCUUAUGGAAAAGAUAAUCAAUAAGGCUACUUGAGAAUGCCUCCUAAUAAGAACUUCAAAUCAAAAAUGAUUAUGGUUUGUUUGAGACAUAUGAACCUAAGCCUUAUCUAAUUGUUGUCGAUAGAGACAAAUCAGAUGAUAAAUAUAGAUUAGAAGCCAUGAAGAAGAAGAAGGAUAAACGAAAUGCAAAAAAUAGAGAUCAAAAUUUACCAUACAAUGAAUACAUUCACCCUGCAAAACAAAUUUAAGUUAAAUUGAUGUUACCUAAAAAACCAUUAAAGGAUUAUUAAGCAUAUGAUUCUGAUGGCAGUAUUAUGAGAAGGAGAGAACAAGUUAAACAGUUAAGUCCAAUUGUUAAUGCAGUCAAGAGUAAAUUAUAAGGAAAAGUUGAUCAAAAAUAAUAGGAACCUGUUGCAGAGGAAAACAUUAUUAAUUAAUAAGCUCUGUUUAAAUUGAAGGUAUCUACUAAAGUUAAAACAUAAUAUGAUGAACCAUAUAAUUUUGAAGCUUUUCCUUUAAAACCAGGAGUUAAACUAACAUUCUCUUAAGAAAAGAAGAAAAAGGACGAAGAGAAAGUCAAUAAUGAAGAAGAAGAUCUCACUGAUGCCGACGCUUAUCAACUAUAAAAGUUUCAUAAAAAACCAAGUUACACCACACUUCCUUUAUUUAAAUUACCAAAAUAAAAGCAUAAUAUAACUCAUGAGAGAUCCUUCCGUACUAUUAGAUAAAAUAAAGGAUUUGAAUAUUGA
This is a messenger RNA of Paramecium octaurelia, 911 nucleotides long. The record is from the annotation of a GenBank genome assembly. Lineage: Eukaryota; Ciliophora; Oligohymenophorea; Peniculida; Parameciidae.